Molecule: messenger RNA, 492 nt
Organism: Rotaria sp. Silwood1
Lineage: Eukaryota; Metazoa; Rotifera; Eurotatoria; Philodinida; Philodinidae
Source: the annotation of a GenBank genome assembly
AUGUCGAUGAAAGAAAAAUUCAUCAGCACAGCUACUGGUGCUAGUCCUCCAUGGCCUUGUAAUCGUGAUGUUGGUUGUUCUCCUAUUUAUUUUGAUUCAUCAAUUGAAUCAAUGUCAAGUGAAGAUGGUGUUCACUCGUCAAUUUUUUUUCAUCAAGAAAAACAGAGCACAAUAAAUAAUGGCUACAUAAACAAAGUUCUUCACAUCGAACCAACAUCAUCAUUGUCAUCAUCGUUUUGCAGUUCACCAAGUACUAAUACAACACCGACAUUAUCUGCUACUUCAUCGAUGAAAUCAAGUUCAACAAGAGGUUGUUCAGUACCAAGCAAUAUUCAAAAUAAUCGAUCUUGGCCUGUUGAUCUUCGUUUUCGACGUGAUGUCAAGUAUCGUCAACAAUGUGCACAAAAUAAUCGUUAUAAUUAUCUUUAUCAAAAUCGAACAAGAAUCACAAGAUCACCAAUGAAAAAAACAAGUAAUAAUAUGUUAAAAUAA